Momordica charantia (bitter melon) is the source of this 1305-nucleotide messenger RNA. RefSeq lists its product as uncharacterized. NCBI's taxonomy places the organism in Eukaryota, Viridiplantae, Streptophyta, Magnoliopsida, Cucurbitales, Cucurbitaceae. Gene Ontology annotation, molecular function: RNA-DNA hybrid ribonuclease activity; nucleic acid binding. The record is from RefSeq and is a predicted model, not a curated record. Gene Ontology annotation, biological process: DNA integration.
AUGGAGAAGCUGGCUCUCGCCUUGGUCACCUCGGCACGAAGGUUGAGGCCGUACUUCCAAGCCCACACAAUGACUGUGCUCACAAACUUGCAUUUGAAGCAAGUUUUUCAUAAACCAAAAACAGCUGGAAGAUUGAUGAAAUGGGCCUUCGAACUGAGUGGGUACGAUAUUCAGUUCGAGCCCCGAACGGUUGUGAAGGGGCAGGUCGUCGCAGACUUCAUAGCCGAACUCACUCCCCCAACGUCUCAAACAUCUGCGUCCGACCAGCCAUGGACGAUGUACAUGGAUGGGUCUUCAAAUGAAAAGGGAUGCGGAGCGGGUGUGCUUCUCCUCGCCCCGGAUUGCAUGCGUUUUGAGUACGCCCUUCGCUUCAACUUCCGCACCUCAAACAAUGAGGCCGAGUGCAAAGUCCUAUUGGCCGGACUGCCCAUGGCAAGAGGACUUGGAGCCAGCCACCUUGAAAUGUUCAGCGAUUCACAACUGAUAGUGAAUCAGAUCAAAGAAGAGUAUCAGACAAAAGACCCUCGGAUGGAGAAGUACCUGGGAAAAGUCAGGUUGCACCUCGCCCAUUUUCAAGCUCACGAAAUCAGCCAGAUUCUGAGGUCACAAAACUCUAAUGUCGAUGCUUUUGCUAAGUUAGCAUCAGCCUACGAGACCAACCUAGCGAGAUCGGUCUCGGUGGAAAUCUUGGAUAACCCUUCUAUUUUAGAGCCGGAUAUGAUGGAAGUCGACUCCCAGCCUCCAUCAUGGAUGGAUUCGAUCAGGAACAUCUUAGAAGGUAAUAUCCCGAUAGAUCUGAGGGAAGCCAAAAAAAUGACAAGGAAAGCAGCUCGGUUCUUGCUUCGAGAUGGAACAAUGGAAGUGCAUGAAGGGGUUUGUGGCAAUCACACGGAGGCUAGGUCAUUGUCGGCGAAGGCCAUUCGUCAGGGCUACUACUGGCCCACAUGGGGAGUUGACCUUAUCGGACCCUUUCUAUUGGACAAAGGGCAGACCAAGUAUGUCGUCGUUGCCGUGGAUUACUUCACCAACUGGGCCGAGGCCGAAGCACUCUCGACAAUCACAGAGGCUAGAUUUACGACCUUUAUUUGGACGAGCGUGGUCUACCGUUUCGGCAUACCCAAUGCUAUUGUGACAGAAAAUGGCAAGCAGUUUGACAACACCAAGUUCAAACACUUCUGCCACAAGCUCGGGAUUAGCCACAUCUGCUCAUCCCCGGCUCACCCCAAGGUCAACGGGCAAGUGGAGGCGGUAAACAAAAUCAUUAAGCGCGGCCUUAAAUUAAGGCUGGACGCAAAGAAAGGAUGA